Hansenula anomala is the source of this 1287-nucleotide messenger RNA. RefSeq names its product ATP-dependent RNA helicase SUB2 (gene SUB2). Gene Ontology annotation, biological process: mRNA export from nucleus; mRNA splicing, via spliceosome. NCBI's taxonomy places the organism in Eukaryota, Fungi, Ascomycota, Saccharomycetes, Phaffomycetales, Wickerhamomycetaceae. The transcript is spliced from 2 exons. Gene Ontology annotation, molecular function: ATP binding; RNA binding; RNA helicase activity. The coding region runs from base 1 to 1287 and encodes 428 amino acids. The record is from RefSeq and is a predicted model, not a curated record.
AUGUCCCACGAAGGAGAAGAAGAACUUUUAGAAUACUCUGAACCAGAAGACAACAUUGUCCAAGAAACCACCGCUGGUGAAACUAAGGAUGGUGAUGACAAGAAAGGUUCUUAUGUUGGUAUUCAUUCAACUGGUUUCAAAGAUUUUUUAUUGAAACCUGAAUUAUCAAGAGCCAUCGUUGAUUGUGGUUUUGAACACCCUUCAGAAGUCCAACAAGUUUGUAUUCCUCAAUCCAUCCACGGUACUGAUGUUUUGUGUCAAGCCAAAUCUGGUUUAGGUAAAACUGCUGUUUUCGUUUUAUCAACUUUACAACAAUUAGAUCCUGUUCCAGGUGAAGUUUCCACUCUUGUUAUUUGUCACACCAGAGAAUUGGCUUACCAAAUCCGUAAUGAAUACUUGAGAUUCUCCAAAUAUAUGCCAGAUGUUAAAACUGCUGUCUUCUACGGUGGUACUGAUAUUAAAAAAGAUGCUGAACUUUUGAAAAACAAAGAUACUGCUCCUCAUAUUGUUGUUGGUACUCCAGGUCGUUUGAAUGCUUUAUUAAGAGAAAAGUACUUGCGUUUGAACAACCUUAAAAACUUUGUUAUUGAUGAAUGUGAUAAAGUUUUAGAAGCCGUUGACAUGAGAAGAGAUGUUCAAGAAAUUUUCAGAGCAACUCCACAUGAAAAACAAGUUAUGUUCUUCUCUGCUACUCUAUCACAAGAAAUUAGACCAAUUUGUAAGAAAUUUUUACAAAAUCCAUUAGAAAUUUAUGUUGAUGAUGAAGCUAAAUUAACUUUACAUGGUUUACAACAAUAUUAUAUCAAAUUAGCUGAACGUGAAAAGAAUCGUCGUUUAGCUGAUUUAUUAGAUUCUUUAGAAUUCAAUCAAGUUAUUAUUUUUGUUAAAUCUACUGCAAGAGCUGAUGAAUUAAACAAAAUUUUAACUGCUUCAAAUUUCCCAUCUAUUGCUGUUCAUUCCGGUAUUCCACAAGAAGAAAGAAUUGCUAGAUAUAAAUCAUUCAAAGAUUUCAACAAAAGAAUCUGUGUUUCUACUGAUGUUUUCGGUAGAGGUAUUGAUAUUGAAAGAAUUAACUUGGCUAUCAAUUAUGAUUUACCAAAUGAAGCUGAUCAAUACUUACACAGAGUUGGUAGAGCUGGUAGAUUCGGUACCAAAGGUUUAGCUGUCAGUUUUGUUUCAACUGAAGAAGAUGAAACUGUUUUGGGUAAAAUUCAAGAAAGAUUCGAUGUUAAAAUUGCAGAAUUCCCAGAAGGUGGUGUUGAUCCAUCAACUUAUAUGAACACUUAA